GGAGAGUGCUGUGGGAGCCAAGUGGGCAUGGAAGUGUCUCUGGGGAGGAGGACCAGCACCUCAGUGUCACAGUCAGUGCCUGAGCGCAGAGCUCUGGAAUGCUGUGAAGACUCCCUGCCCAGGCACACUCCUCUCCGGAUUAUCUCCAUCCCAAGGAAGCUCGUGUCCAAGAGAGUUCCCGAUCUUCCACCAUGAAUCCUGUUUACAGCCCCGUCCAACCUGGGGCUCCCUACGGAAACCCGAAGAACAUGGCCUAUACAGGUUAUCCAACAGGCUAUCCCACCGCUGCCCCAGCCUACAAUCCCAACAUGUAUCCAACCAGCAGCCCUGGCUACGCCCCAGCCACACUUCUGAUGAAACAGGCCUGGCCCCAGACCUCCUCGUCCUGUGCCACUGAGGGCACCUUCCACCUCCCAGUGGACACUGGCACCGAGAACAGAACCUACCAGGCUUCUUCUGCAGCAUUCAGGUACACUGCGGGGACCCCCUACAAGGUGCCACCGACCCAGAGCAACAACGCCCCUCCUCCCUACUCGCCGUCUCCGAAUCCGUACCAAACGGCGAUGUACCCCAUCAGAAGUGCCUACCCACAGCAGAACCUGUACACCCAGGGAGCUUAUUACACCCAGCCCGUGUACGCGGCCCAGCCUCACGUCAUCCACCACACCACGGUGGUGCAGCCCAACAGCAUCCCCUCGGCCAUCUACCCGGCCCCGGUGGCCGCGCCCCGCACCAACGGCGUGGCCAUGGGCAUGGUCGCUGGCACCACCAUGGCGAUGUCAGCAGGGACCUUGUUGACCACCCCCCAACACACUGCCAUCGGAGCACAUCCCGUGUCCGUGCCAACGUACAGGGCUCAAGGAACCCCCACCUACAGCUACGUACCUCCACACUGGUAAACCACUGGCCAAUCCAUAUCCGGAGUCAAACAUUGUAUGCAACUACACAAGUCUUACAUCGGUGCUGCGGCCGCUGGGCUGCAGCGCCUUGUCUGUUUGCAAGAACAAAAGAAAAAAAAAGUGCAAGGGUCACUUUAUGCAUUCUUUAGUGGUUUUUGUAAAAGCUGCUUUUUCUAAUCUUCUGCCUCUUUUUUUCCCCCCUCCUCCCCCUUUCUCCUUCUCCCACAUGAAUUGUGUAACACACAUACUGACACUGAGCAAUAGUCAAGUUCUCUCUUUGGUCCUAUCAUUUGAAAGCUCAGAAUCUUCACUUUUCCAGCAUUGCCCAGCUGAGUGGUGCAAAGAUCCCCCCCACUUCUUGUUCGUUUGGGUUCUUUUUGUUAUUUUUCUGUUGUCGUCGUUGUUGACAAGAGCCUAGAUUUUUUUUGGCUAGUAAGAGUGGUUGAUGUUCAGGGUACUAUGUGAAAAGCACAGCGCUGGUAGGCAGGCUUAUUCCGAUUUGGUUUGGGUAUUUUUAGUUGAAGAAUAUAAAUUAUUCAAUCUUCCAUAACAUAUUACGAGAAAAUUGGUGUCUUCCAGAUAGCUGUCGUGAUAGAUUAUAAAUGCAUUAUCUGCAGUGGAAUUCUGAACUCAUCCCUUCUUUUUGUAGGAGUAAGAGAAUAUAAAUAUAAUUAGCAACGUAACACACUUGUCUUAGGAAGCACGAGGACUGGUCACCAGCGGGUCUUUGGUCUGCUUUUUCCAACUGGGCAAACGGAUCGUGGGUGAUGGGAAGGGAGCAGCGGGAAGACACGUGCCCUGGGAGCAGCUUGCACCUCUUGGGAAAGCGGGAUGCUCCCGCUCAGCCACAUCCUGGGGCGGUGGGAGGGAGAAGGCGGCUCCUUCCUUGCUGGCUGCUGUUUGCAGGCAGAGAUGUGCUGGGCAGCUGCCGAGGGAAGCAAGGAGAUGUCCAAAGGUAGGGCUGAAGAGCUUCUCCCGGUUCAGGGUUUGGUCUGAAGAGCUUCUCCAGAGUAUGGUGGUAUGGGAAAAGAGGGCAUCGGGUUGAGGGAGAUGGGUCUUCAAGGCAGGGCGAGGGGAAGAUGGGUGGCUUCAUCUUGCACCCAUGGUGUUGGCAAGGCUGAGACCAAACUGUGCUGCCUCUGUGGCAGUUGAGGUAUCCCCGUCCCGUUCUUCGGGUUACAGCUCCAAGACUUCCAGGAGAAAUGUUCAUCCAAGCACAAAUACCAGUACCAUAGAGGAAGGCCGGGGAGGGGGAUGAUGUCUGGCUGCUCUGCUUGGAGAGGUGGGAGAGGAGGAAGCAAUAGCAAUAAACAUGUCGCCUUCUUCACGGGAAGGCACCUGAGAAGAGGUGACAGCAGGGAAGGUGAUCCACAGUUGACAUGGACCAGGAUGGAGGACACCAGGCAUGCAGAGGCUGUGGACACCAGGGUUGUUUUGGGGGGGUUUGGCUUACCCUGGGACAUGGGGACAGGAAGCUGGUGACAUCCCACCUUGGGGUGUCCAAGUAGAGCAAUAAGUUGUCUCGAGGGCAGCAGAGGGAGUUUGGAUUUGCAGACAAUGCUUGUGGCCAGUUUGUUUUUAAAUCCUUGUCACUAAACCCAGCAUAGAAACAAGGUUUUUGGGAUUUUAUUGUUUUUUUGAGACAAAAGCUUGGUUGGGUUUUGAUUUUUGCCUCAAGUGUGCCAAAAGUAUUCCAUGCUCUCUGUGGUGUCUCCCAGCUUGGCUUCUGCUGCCACUGGGAGGAGCUCCUGGAGCUGCUUCCCUUGAGCACGGGCCAGAUGGGGAGUAACAAGGGAUCCCAGGAGGACUUUUUCUCCCACUGGCUGGUCCCAGGUGGUUUGUCAGGUUGGGUGUUGGCAUUGGCAUUUCUGUUUGGGGGUCAAUUUGGUUGAUUCUGCUGGUUUUAAAGGAAAUCUAGAGCAAAGCUCUGGUUGACCUCCUCAGCCUCAAAGGGAACAAAGUGGGGGAAGACUGCACAGCAGUGCUGUGAGGUGGGGAAGGGGCACCCUUGGGUUGUACUUCAGGUUUGUACAGAGGGAAAGGAAAAGGAAAAAAGAGAAAAAGAGCCAAUAAUCAGCGGGUUCCCCAUUUGGCUUGGCAAAGGCUAGGAUUAGUAAAGAGCAACAGGACCUUGGGAAAUAACACCACUACAUUGUCCUUCCACUGUUUGUAGCACGUUGCAGUUAAACCUGGGCCAAAAAACCCCCAGUAGAUCCCAGGAAGUGAAGACUUCUGAGGUCCCCUUUUUUCCUCUCAUGUUGACUUUGUGUUACGUACCAGGAGUUGUCUGUCAGCGUUGAGUCAGGUCUCCCAACGUAAUAGCACUCUGGUUUGCAGGGUCCAACGAGCUUUGGGAUCCCAGCCUGGGCUCUGCAAAGGACCUCUCCCAACAGACAUCCUCCCACCACUGUCCCAGGCACCCUGCACCACCUUAGGAACAACUGCUAAGUUUUGGCCGCUGUGUGGAAAGGAGAUGGGCUUUCUCCUGGAAGGAAAAAACAUUAAAGGUGGGGGAGAAAGCCCCAGGAGUUGAGUGUGGUUCCCACUGAUGAGACCUGACAUGGGGCAGUUGGGUUUUAAUUCCUUCACUUGGAUCAAUAGCAGAUCCAGUGCUCCUCACCCCAUUAUUCCCAGGCAGAAAUACUCAUUAACCAAGGUGUGGAGAGGUGAAAUAUUUGCCACCUGUUGCACCAGAGGCUUUAGUGAGGGCAUUGGUAACCAGCCUUGGGCCACUGUGUGGAACCAGGGCCACCACAUGGCUCUGGGACCACCACACGGUGCCAGGCUUGGGUAGCUCUUUCCCAAGGUGGCUUCAUGGGGCUGCCGUGGUGGUGGGGAGAUGCUUCCUGCCCUUUCCUUAAUCCCAAGUCCUUCCCUUGGUCACGUCAUGGCUUAAGUGAGGGUCAUGGGAAGGUCACAGUGGAGGCCACCAGCUUCUCAAAUAUUUCAUUCCAGCAAAGCUUUGCUGACAUUGGUCAAGGAAAAGGGCUUUCCAUGGUGAAGAAUCACAUCGGGCAUUAGUGGGGAAGAGCGGGAGGGGUUAAACCAUCCUUAGCAGCCACUGAAGUGUCUGAGAUUAAAAUUCCAGCUAAAGAGGAAGGAAAGUAACUCCAAACUAUUAACCCAUCCCUGCCCUUACCUGUGCUUUAAACACGAGCUGCAAUGCAAGAUUUGGGGGCAAAUAGGAUUUUAGUGAUGGUGGUGACCCCCAAACCCCAGGAGCCCCUUGCAGCCUGAAGCCAUCACGCCUCCAAGUGGCUGAACCCUCCGGGCAAGGAUUUGUUCCUGCAUUUUAUGAAUAAUAAAUCACCCAGUUCAGCAUUGUUGCAGUUCUGGGAUGUAAUUCCCAGGAAGCAUUAUUUAAGGGGUUUGUUUUAAUGGGGGGUGUUCAGAGCAUUGGGUUUUCCUCCAACCACCGGCCUCCCGCCGAACCUGGUCCUUCCCCAAGAGACACCCCCCUUUGCUGCCCCCUUCCUCUCCUCCUGCAUCCCCGCAGGCAAUGUGGGAUGAUGUGGUUCCCAGCUGGGGGGCAUGAAAUGGGAUCCUGGUUUUUUAGGGGGGUGCAAAACAACAUCUGAGGCUUUAUUUUGGGUAAAAUCCAACCAGCCAACAAUAGCAAUAAGAGCUGCUGGAUACCCAUAAAUCCAUGUGGUUUUGGUUUAGGUUGUUUUUUGAAUUGCCAAUGUUUUCAGGCCCUCCAACUCUCAUCCCCAAACUGUGGUGACCCUCUGCCCAUCUUCCGUUCGCUCCUGAGCCAGGAUCAGCCUCCAAAUAUUUUCUCCGUUGUGCGUUAGCAUUCCCUUAGGGAAAAAAGGAAAAUAAAUACGGAGCUUGGGAUGGAGGAAACCUUGGAAAAGGUGUUUUUGUGGCAUGUUGCACCAUGGCACUUGGAGAUUCUCUGGCAUUCAGGUAAAAGAACUUGUGGGAAUGUUUGCAGGGCAGGAAUAGCAAAAUACGUGGUUUGACAGGAGUGAUUCCUGUUUGGAAACGCUUGAUUGUGCUGCUUGUAGGGAAUAAUCUUGAUGCAACAUGGCCACCUGCAGCCUCCCUGCAUCCUCCUGCAAGGGAUGGAGCUGGGAGAUGGAAUUUUCCUGGGGGCAGAGGGGUUCAGGAUCAGGGGAGGGAUUUGUAGGGAAGCAUGGUGAGGUGCAGGAUCACACCCAAACCCUCCCCUUCCCACAACACGGCCUCAACCCACGCCAGGCUCCCACCCCUCUUUCUAUGUAAUUAAUUUUUAAAUUAAUUUUGACCACCAGACUAGCUCAUUUUUAAGUACUAUUGGACCUCUUAAAUAAAAAUAAAUACCAAAAGAAAUUCCCCAAAAGAAAAAAAAAAAAAUUAAACCCAAGAGUAACCACGUCUUCCAAGUCUAAAUCUCACAGGUGUGUAGGGAACAUGGCCUUGGACUGAUGCCCUGGGAGCCCCACAGCCUCAGUUUGUCCAUCAGAAGUGUGAAUUUGGGGUUAUUUUCCCGUUUGUUUUCUGUUCUGGUUUUGGUUCUGAAGAUCAGGUCGUGAUCUCCCUGACAGAUUUCAGCCAAGAGUUUGUAACUGUACGAUAUUUACUGUAAGAUGUAGAACAUUCGGUAACUAUUAAAAUGUUUCCAAAAAAAAUUAAAUAAAUAAAUAAAAGAG
Messenger RNA from Corvus hawaiiensis (hawaiian crow), 5533 nucleotides. RefSeq names its product family with sequence similarity 168 member A (gene FAM168A). The transcript has 9 exons. Gene Ontology annotation, biological process: positive regulation of base-excision repair. The record is from RefSeq and is a predicted model, not a curated record. The coding region runs from base 192 to 899 and encodes 235 amino acids. NCBI's taxonomy places the organism in Eukaryota, Metazoa, Chordata, Aves, Passeriformes, Corvidae.